Molecule: messenger RNA, 465 nt
Organism: Cucumis melo (muskmelon)
Lineage: Eukaryota; Viridiplantae; Streptophyta; Magnoliopsida; Cucurbitales; Cucurbitaceae
Product: dirigent protein 20-like
Exons: 1
Coding region: 1-465 (154 amino acids)
Source: RefSeq, a predicted model, not a curated record
AUGGGUCUUAGAAAAGAGAAGCUGAGCCACCUCCGUCUAUAUUGGCAGGACAUUCAAAGUGGGAAAAACCCAACCUCAGUCCAAAUCGUUCCCCCUGCUUCGAACACGUCAAGUACUAAAUUUGGUUUGAUUCAAAUGAUCAACGACGCAUUAACAGCAACUUCAGAUCCCAAGUCUAAAGUAUGGGCAAGAGCACAGGGAUUUUUCGCAUUAGCUUCGCAAGAGAAACCUGCUGCUAUAUUAAUGGCGAUGAAUUUCGCUUUUGUGAGUGGGAAAUACAACGGAAGCUCCCUCACCAUAUUUGGAAGAAACCCAUAUAUGGAGAAAGUGAGAGAGAUGGCUGUGAUCGGUGGAAGUGGGGUGUUCAGAUUUGCGAGAGGGUACGCAAAAGUCACAACCAGGAAGAUUAAUUCCAAAACAGGAGAUGCUGUUGCUGAAUAUAACAUUUACGUAUUUCACUAUUGA